Messenger RNA from Sardina pilchardus (European sardine), 1312 nucleotides. It is a transcript of the gene sh2d1ab, whose product is annotated as SH2 domain containing 1A duplicate b. Bases 90 to 575 code for a protein of 161 amino acids. Lineage: Eukaryota; Metazoa; Chordata; Actinopteri; Clupeiformes; Clupeidae. The record is from RefSeq and is a predicted model, not a curated record. The transcript has 3 exons. Gene Ontology annotation, biological process: regulation of immune response; regulation of signal transduction.
AGAACACACACACACACACACACACACACACACAUACACGCAGAUCAACCAUCACAGAGAGCAGAGGACACAUCGAGACUCACCGCGCGAUGGACUCUGUACCCGUGUACCACGGCCCCAUUGGAAAAGCCCAGUGCGAGAGGAGACUGUGUGAAGCGGGCAAGGAUGGCAGCUACCUCAUCCGAGACAGCGAAUCGAAGCCCGGAAUGUACUGCCUGUGUGUGCUGUGUAAAGGCUACGUCUACACGUAUAGGGUACAGCAGGAUGCAGAGGGAUCUUGGGCGGCUGAUACUGCAGACGACCAACAGAAGCGCUUGUUUCGCAAAGUCAAGAACUUGAUAAGCGCCUUCGAGAAGCCAGACCAAGGGAUCGCCAUUCCGCUCCUCUACCCGGUACCUCGGCCCAUGCCGACGACGCCGGCGUACAUGUCAACCACAGAGCAGCCGUCUCCUCCUCCUCGGCCCACGGGCCAGAAUCACAAUCAGAACCACAACCAGAACCACAACCAGGGACCACACCAGAACCAGCACAAGUCCGCGCCGCGGGUCAAAGGGAAAAAACGGCCUUCUGUCUAAGGAGUCGGUCGCACGGCAUCUCUCUGCAGAGACUCGAGUCGGGAGUUGAAAGCAGGCCAGAUGUUUUCAGUUGAUCCUUCCGAGAACUUUCUGGCUCUCUCAUCCUCACUCUGUUUCCCUACUUGCGUCUUGUCCUCUGAGUUCCUCGUUUAUAGGCUACCACGCUGGCUCUCCGUCUCUCACGCGGUCUCUUUCUCUCUCUUCGUUUUCUUCUCCAUAUUAUAAGGUAUAAUUCUAUGAAUUGAUUUUUAAUUAAAGUGCUCCAGGCUUUUUUUUUUUUUUUUUUUUUUUUUAAUUCUCCAUUUUUUUUUAACAUUUUGUCUUGGCUGAGAGUAAGAUUGUGGCACUUCUAUUUUAUUCCACAAAUAGAAACCUCAAGUCUAUUGCUACAAAUCUAGUUGAAAGGCUUUUCAGUAGAGCCAGCCUCUGUCACAUGGUUGUAGACAAAGAUCCUGUUUUCAUACAACACUGUGUUACCUGACAGACAUGUAUAGUGCUACCCACAAGAAAUGUAUGCAGGAUACAGGCAUUUAGCCUUUACCCGCCAGCGCCAUUUUGUCAUUCGAUCAAGGAAUCUGUGUAUCCUUUGAUCUGAAGUGGGGCCUACAUUAGUUGUCAAGAUCAUUUAAGAGCUUGUUACUGUGUUAACUGUAUUUAAAUACAGUAAAUGUAUACAUUUGUAAUGAUUACCAUGAUAAAUAAAUAUAUAAAAUAAAGACCAGGUAGGAUAGAAACAA